ACUUCUUCAAGAUGUGAAUGAACGAGGAUUGAAAAGAAUCUCUGAGAAACUUAAACUCCAGAAGUAUACAAAGUCAAAGCGGGGCCAGUCAAAGCCUAUUAUUAAAGAGCAGGAAUCGCUUAAAAUGAUAUUCAUCGUUGAUGGAGUUGCAAGUAUUGAAAAGAGAUAUUGUCUCACUCGUUGGGAGAUAAAAGCAGGAGAAUUCUAUGGGGAUGAGCUCCUAACAUCGGCCAUCAGCCCCAGCAACCGAGUCCGUUAUUCCCAAAACUGAAGUUCAAGCCCUGAUUCUUGAGGCCGAAGCUUGGCAGAGUGUGGUGUCUGAGAACAAGCUGCAUAUUAGCAAAGAGAUCACUAUUUCGUCAAAAUAUGACAUCAACCUUUUGUCCAUGCUAAAGAGUGUGCCAGAACUAGAAAAGUAUGAUGAAAAUUUUCUGAAGGCAAUCAGUGAGGUCCUUCGGCGAGAGAGCUAUGACGUCAUCGGGUCGCAAAUUAUUACAGAGAACGACGAACUGAUGAACAAGAUGUUUUUGGUCACGCGUGGGGAAGUAGGUGUAACAAGGCCUGGUAAAAGGAACAGGAGACUGUAUAAGGUUGGAGCGCUCUACGGAGAAGAACUUCUAGAUUGGGCGUUGGAUGUGUUGCAUACGGGAACGGCGUCUUCUCUCCCCUUAUCGGCCGGUACUGCUUCGUCGACCAAAGCUGAAGUUGACGUCCUCGUUCUCUACGCCACGGAAUUGGAGAAGAAGAUGAAGGAGUUAGCUGCUACUGAUUCUGAGUCGGAGGAUUAAAUGACCAAUGAAAUAUCGCACUCAAAUACUCAACUAUGAUAUAUGCAAUAAGUUGUUUUCUCUUGAUGACUGGAAUGAAGUUGAGUGACAUACUUCUUCACUUUUUAUUCUUCAUAGUUAUA
Rosa rugosa (rugosa rose) is the source of this 910-nucleotide messenger RNA. RefSeq lists its product as uncharacterized. The transcript is spliced from 2 exons. The record is from RefSeq and is a predicted model, not a curated record. Bases 387 to 788 code for a protein of 133 amino acids. NCBI's taxonomy places the organism in Eukaryota, Viridiplantae, Streptophyta, Magnoliopsida, Rosales, Rosaceae.